Molecule: messenger RNA, 342 nt
Organism: Phytophthora sojae
Lineage: Eukaryota; Oomycota; Peronosporomycetes; Peronosporales; Peronosporaceae
Exons: 4
Coding region: 1-342 (113 amino acids)
Biological process (GO): protein transport to vacuole involved in ubiquitin-dependent protein catabolic process via the multivesicular body sorting pathway
Cellular component (GO): ESCRT II complex
Molecular function (GO): structural molecule activity; protein homodimerization activity
Source: RefSeq, a predicted model, not a curated record
AUGGCGCAGGACGGGCGGCUGGCGGUGGUGGAGCACCUCAUCCGCUGCGGCCACGGCCGCUGGGAGGACGACACCAAGACGCGCUGCCGCAUCAUGUGGAAGAAGCCCGCCGAGUGGGCCGCCGAGAUCUACGACUUUGCCAAGGAGCACGGCAUGCUGGGCAACGUCUUUACGGUCUACGAGCUGUACGCUGGCGAGGAGACGCUGGGCACGAACAUCCACGGGAUGGAGCCCUGGCUGCUGCGUGAAGCGCUCAAGGUGCUGGAAGGGGAGGGGAAGGCUGCGGUGAUUGCCGGCGAAACGUGCGAGGAGGACGGAGUCAAGUUCCUCGCUACGGAGUGA